AGUCGCGAUGAAGACGUGCAUCGGCAAGCGAGUGGCCGUAAUUGGUGCAGGACCAGCCGGACUAGCCGCGGCCAGACACUUUACGGCCGCAGGAUCGCCCUUCGAGUGCACCGUUUUUGAGCAGGGCGAUGACCUGGGCGGCACAUGGAGACUUUCAGAACACGUUGGCACCGACUAUCGGGGCAGACAAGUCCACUCCAGCAUGUACAAAAAUCUAAGGACAAAUUUACCCAAGGAGAUAAUGUGCUACCCUGACUAUCCCUUUCCGGAGUACCCUGAGUCGUACGUCAAAAGUGGCAAAGUUCUAAAAUACCUUGAGGACUAUGCGUCACAAUUUGACCUGCGGCGUCUGAUUAAGUUCAACCGCGUUGUACUGGAAGUAUUGCCGGUUAAAAGUGCAGAGGAGGACAAGACAUACCCUGAGUGGAAAGUGACGACCUUGGAUAUUGUCACCAGCAAGAAGGAAACAAACUUAUUUGACGGAAUCAUGGUCUGCAAUGGGCACCAUAGCGACCCUGAGAUUCCUGAGGUGGAAGGAAUUGAGAAGUUUGGUGGGCACGUCAUGCACAGCCACGACUAUCGCGAGUCCACCCCUUUCAAAGGGCAAAGGGUUUUGGUGGUCGGAGCCGGCCCUUCCGGACUGGAUAUUGCCCUCGAAGUGUCUAAAGAAGCCAAAACCGUGACACUAAGCCACCACAUGAAGACCCCUGAAAUCAAUUUUCACGGAAAUGUCAACCAGGCACCUGAUAUUGAGUGCUUUAUGUAUGAGAAAAUUAUUAAGUUUGUGAAUGGAUCCCUUCAAGAGUUUGACUCCGUAAUUUUUUGCACAGGGUAUCGUAACAGUUUUCCGUUUUUGCACAAGGACUGCAAAAUCACAACCGACGGCUACGGAGUAGAGCCACUUUAUAAGCACAUGAUCAACAUCGAGUACCCGACUAUGUGCCUGACCGGGUUAGUGACCUUUGUUUGUCCUUUCCAACUCCUCGACCUACAGGCGCGAUUUUCCUUUAGCCUGAUGAGUGGCAAGUGUGAUUUGCCCAGCAAAGAGGAAAUGUACGAGGAGCUGAGAGCCGAUCAGGAAUGGCGGAGGAACAAAGGAUUGGGACCACGUCAAGCUCACAAACUAGGCUCUCUCCAACAACAGUAUUAUGAUGAGUUGGCCCAAAUCGCCCACAUCGAGAGCAUUGACGUGGUCGUGUCGAAACUCAGUCUUGAGAGCACCAAGCGCAUCUUCAGCGACUUGUGCACCUUCCGUGAGGCCAAAUUCAAAAUUAUCGACAAAGAAAACUACAUUGAAUUGUAAAGAGGAAAAGCAUUUCCCUCUUAUUAUUAUUAAAUUUAAUGCAAAAUCUACCGUUAAAGUGCACUCUUUAUUGGAGGCAUAUAUUUUUAUUUUCCCAUUGUUGGAACAAUUGUAUAACUCUUGAUAAGAGUUACCAUUUAUAGACCAAUAUAAAAAGCAACUGUAUAUUCGAAAGAGGACUUUUGUUGAAAGCCGGCCGGGCAGAAUAAAUUAAAAUAACUACGCGUGUAUAUGUGUAAAAAGGAAGAAUAAAAGGAAACAUCUUUAUGGCUAGGGUUUCUUUCUUGUUUCCAAUGCGUGCACUUUGAGAGGAGCUCUAGAUAAGCCCUCGUCCCGUCUAACCUGCUCCGACAGCUAUGGCUAGAAUGUCCGUUCAACCGCGAAUUAUGAGCUGAACAAACAUCUCGAUUCACUUAAUAAUGGGGCGUCUUUUAUACAUUAUUGCCACGGCCAUGGCUCGAAUAUAAAAUCAUAUAAAAUGAAUAAAAGAUGCGGUGAAAGAUAGAGAUAGUUUUUAAUAAGCUCUGAAUAUAAUAAUAUGGAUUGGUAAAAUUAAUUUUUGUAUAUCCAAGUUGUUGCAAGUUUAAUUAAUUUUGUUAUAAGAACUGUAGUUUAUAUUUAGUGUAAUAAGUAAUAAUCAAUAAAAAUUUAAA
Molecule: messenger RNA, 1956 nt
Organism: Neocloeon triangulifer
Lineage: Eukaryota; Metazoa; Arthropoda; Insecta; Ephemeroptera; Baetidae
Product: senecionine N-oxygenase-like
Exons: 8
Coding region: 8-1303 (431 amino acids)
Molecular function (GO): NADP binding; N,N-dimethylaniline monooxygenase activity; flavin adenine dinucleotide binding
Source: RefSeq, a predicted model, not a curated record